CAACCACUGAACAGGCCCCUGGCCUAAACCCAGACCCGCUGGAUCAGUCCUCAGCUAGGUCAUUAAGAACUAGAUCAGUCCCAUCCCACUCAGAACCACUGGAGUGGUCUGGGUCUGUCCCACUCUGCCAACCUGUAUCAGCCCCCCUUGACCAAUUACCAUACAGGACAUCUGGCUCCAGCUCCAACCAAUCACGACUAGGAGUUUUGGGUCUCUCUUUGGGGCUUUCUGUUUCAAAACUGUCAACUCCGAGUCGUGUCCAAUCAGAGCCAGGCUCCGUCCCUCUCAGCCAGUCAGACGGAGUACGGGACCGGCUCUCACCUUGGGUGUGGCAGGACCGCCACUGGGAAGGCCGGGAGGGGGCGGGACCACAUCUGCGGGCGGAGUUACCCUCCUCUGACCUGGCGGAGGUGGAGCCUGACUGUGACUCCUCCUCUCUGGACACAGAAGCCUCCUCCUCCAUGUCAGUAGCGGAGGACUCUGACGCUGCCACUCCCUCCUCCCUCACCUCAGGGUAUGAGAGUGCCACGCCCACUACCGCCUCUGCCUCCUCCCUCACCUCAGGGUACGAGAGUGCCACGCCCACUACCGCCUCUGCCUCCUCCCUCACCUCAGGGUAUGAGAGUGCCACGCCCACUACCGCCUCUGCCUCCUCCCUCACCUCAGGGUACGAGAGUGCCACGCCCACUACCGCCUCUGCCUCCUCCCUCACCUCAGGGUACGAGAGUGCCACGCCCACUACCGCCUCUGCCUCCUCCCUCACCUCAGGGUAUGAGAGUGCCACGCCCACUACCGCCUCUGCCUCCUCCCUCACCUCAGGGUAUGAGAGUGCCACGCCCACUACCGCCUCUGCCUCCUCCCUCACCUCAGGGUACGAGAGUGCCACGCCCACUACCGCCUCUGCCUCCUCCCUCAACUCAGGGUACGAGAGUGCCACGCCCACUACCGUCUCUGCCUGGAAUGACUGCGUUCCAGACCAGGACCAGGGCUGGGACCAACUGGUCAAGAAGUACGAAGGUGUCCUUCAAGAUUGCCUGCACAACAACCGUACUAAUACUAAGAUUGAGUCCAUGAUGGGGAAGCUGCAGAGACUAAAGCAGAAGGCUAUCCUGGAGGAUGAGUAUGACUCAGCUGAGCGCUUUGGUAAGAAGCUGGAGGAGCUGUGUAGAGAGAGGAGCUCACUGAGGCUGGGUCUCCCCUCCAGACAGCCCAGUGUGGCUCUGUUCCUCCAGAGACUCAGAGAGGCAGUACACAGCGCCCUCGCCAGGAUGGAGGACCACAGGUGGAGAGGAUGGAGGGAAGUGGCUGAAGCCGUCCAGGGUCCACUGCAAAGGAGGUGUUUGCUGCAGGAGAAACGCAUGGUGGAGGCGGAGAUGGCAGAGCUGCAGUGGAGGGUCGGAGAGCUGCAGUCUCGGAGUUGCAGCCUGGAACAGCAGAUCCAGCAGGAAGAGGAGGAGCUACAGACUGAGGAGGUUGAAGGACCCGCCCUGCGCAGCUGUAGCCACAUCCAGCUCAGAGACAUGGGCAAUGCCCUCAAUGACCUGGUAACAUCACAGAGCAGGACCAGGAUUUGUGUCUCUCCCCCUGAAGCCAUACGCAGACUCCAGGAUCAGGAGCAAUCACUGAGUCUGUCCAUUAAAGAUGCUACGGCUAAAGUAGUGAUGAGUCAGAGGUUGGGAGGAAGUCUGAGAAGAAAAGUCAGUGAGACAGAGACUCAACUCCUGGCUCUCCACGAAGCCAAGCUAGCCGCCAUCUCAGGUAAUGCCUUCAGCAGUGCUAAGGAGCUGAAGGCAGAGAUGAGAGCUGUCUACGGAGAAAGAGACAGGCUGGAGCUGCUAGUGAAGAGACUCCACAGCCUGAGUUUUGGUAACAGCCAGGAUCUGGCCAAGAUGAAGACACAACAACAACAGCUAAAACUGGAGCUGGAGGCCAGACAGGCCCAGCAUGAACUGACUCUGAAAGAGAAUGUUGUCAAGUACAUCGAGUUACUGGAAGACAGACUGCACAGUUGUGGCUGUCCCCCUCUGCAGCAUAUCUGGGAGGCUGAUCUAGAAGCCUGUCACCUCUUCCUCCGAGGCAUCCAGCUGCGUACCCCCUUCUGUGGUGGUGCAGACCCUGCCACAGUGGUACUACCCAACCCCCAACCAGCCACUAAACAAGAAGCAGAUCUGCAGGAAUGUGCCAUGUUGACGGCUCUGGGGGGGCGCUGGUGCCCCGAGGCCAACCUACAGAACUCAGAGUUCACCAAGAAAUUGGAAGAGUUUUUAUUCUGCAUGGAGGAUGUUCACCCAGAGGAGGACAGUGGCAGUGAAGCAGCAGGGCUAACAGCAGACCUGACUAUAGAGCUGACCGACCAGUGUGAGGAGAUCAGUGAUAGGCUGUUGAUUCUGGAGGAUGACCUCCAGACAGCCAUACAGAACAAAGACCAGGAUCUCACUCAUAUCCUUUACCUGUUUCUGUACGGUGUGUGUGUGUGA
Oncorhynchus keta (chum salmon) is the source of this 2477-nucleotide messenger RNA. RefSeq names its product disrupted in schizophrenia 1 protein-like. Lineage: Eukaryota; Metazoa; Chordata; Actinopteri; Salmoniformes; Salmonidae. Gene Ontology annotation, biological process: neuron migration; cilium assembly. Gene Ontology annotation, cellular component: intermediate filament cytoskeleton; microtubule; mitochondrion. The record is from RefSeq and is a predicted model, not a curated record.